Messenger RNA from Hippopotamus amphibius kiboko, 1125 nucleotides. RefSeq names its product chromosome 16 C16orf95 homolog (gene C16H16orf95). NCBI's taxonomy places the organism in Eukaryota, Metazoa, Chordata, Mammalia, Artiodactyla, Hippopotamidae. The coding region runs from base 173 to 724 and encodes 183 amino acids. The record is from RefSeq and is a predicted model, not a curated record. The transcript has 7 exons.
GUGAGCUUCGUCACCGCCCUCACCACGACUUAGCAGAGUCGCGGUGGGCACUUCCGGAAGCCCUCGGGUGUCCGUUCGGUCUGUCAGCGCGCACUCACCCCGAGCGCGUCAUGACAGGAAAAGAAGCACAUGUCAAACCGUUGGGAAGGAAGAGCAUCUCAUAGAUCAUUCGAUGUGUCCUGUCCCCAGCACUGUUCACCAAGAGCCCAUCUGCUGUGAGUGCCAGGCCAAAUUUGGGGGCCUCCUGCCAGUGCCCAGGGCUGAGGCAGCGCUGCCUUACUGGGUCCCUCUGUCCUUGAGACCCCGAAAGCAGAUCCAAAAGAUGGUCCGGUUUCAUGUCCCCAGAACCACCAAGGCAUUCCCUUGCCCACGCCACCGCUUUGGGGGCCGCCUCCCGAUGCCUAGGGAUCAGGCCGUGAUGCCUUACUGGGUGCCCCAGGUCCUGAGGUCUCACAAGAAGGUGGUGAAAAGGCAGCAGAGUUUUAAAGGCAUCCCAGCUCCCCUGGACGUGCGCUCUGGGUACAACCGCUGGCGGAUCUGUGGCGAAGAGCACCGUCUCUUCAGGUGGCAGCAGCUCCAGGCCCUUCACCAGGCUGAGCCUGUGGCCCGGGGGCAGCCAGCAAACCCCCCGGCCCCCCUCCUGCCCCUCAGCCUCAGACUCCUGACCUUCCUUCAGGCCCUACUGAGGGUCAUUGUGGCCAUCCGCCAGUUUUUUUGGCUUUGAAGUUGGAAUCAACAGCUACAGUCAAGAACAUCAACACAAAUGUCAGUCAUACUCAAGGUCUUUAACAAAAGCCAUCAAAUCAGGAAGAGUCUGUGAUAGCCACUGUUUUCUCAAAUCUUAUAAUUCACACCCAAGAGUCAAUCCAAAUUAUUUAUCAUCAGGUAAUUCUUAGUUGUAGUGGAGUUGCUUUGAAUGCGGGUGAGGUUCCAUUAUGAAUACAGUCAAUAAAUGUUAUUUGUGAAACUCUUGAAGUGGUCACUUUUUUAACGAUAACCUCUGAUUUCCUUCAUGAAGGUAAAACUUGUUCUUCACCUCUGUGUCCCUGUGGGAGGGGGGCCAUCUCUGAGUCUCUCUUCCCCUUACAAGGACAGCAGAUCCUCUAGACAAGGAUCCUGAAGUGG